Marmota flaviventris (yellow-bellied marmot) is the source of this 1767-nucleotide messenger RNA. It is a transcript of the gene Syt4, whose product is annotated as synaptotagmin 4. The record is from RefSeq and is a predicted model, not a curated record. Gene Ontology annotation, cellular component: synapse; plasma membrane; exocytic vesicle. Lineage: Eukaryota; Metazoa; Chordata; Mammalia; Rodentia; Sciuridae. Gene Ontology annotation, biological process: calcium ion-regulated exocytosis of neurotransmitter; vesicle fusion. Gene Ontology annotation, molecular function: calcium ion binding; phosphatidylserine binding; calcium-dependent phospholipid binding.
GCCAAAACAGGAACAGGGGUGGCAAAUCAUUGUGCGAGGGCGAGUGGACCUCCCUCUUCGCCUCCUCCCUGCUCCAGGCGCGGGUCCCCUGGGCUCUGCGCCGCUGUUCUCAGCACUCGGGAAAGCCGCCUCUUCAGAUCCAGGCAAGUCCAUCUAGCCAGGGAGUUUUCCGUUCAGCACCUCGGACAGAGCACGCAGCAAAAAAAAUGGCUCCGAUCGCUACCAGCCGGGAAGAAUUUGAUGAAAUCCCCACAGUGGUGGGGAUCUUCAGUGCAUUCGGACUCGUCUUCACUGUCUCUCUCUUUGCAUGGAUCUGCUGUCAGAGAAAAUCAUCCAAGUCUAACAAGACUCCUCCAUACAAGUUUGUUCAUGUGCUUAAAGGAGUCGAUAUUUAUCCUGAAAACCUAAAUAGCAAAAAGAAGUUUGGAGGAGAUGACAAGAAUGAUGUAAAGAAUAAGCCAGCUGUGCCAAAGAAUUCAUUGCAUCUUGAUCUUGAGAAGAGAGAUCUUAAUGGCAAUUUCCCCAAAACAAACCUCAAAGUGGGCAGCCCUUCUGAUCCAGAGAAUGUGACCCCGAAGCUCUUAUUAGAAGGAGAAAAAGAGGCAGUUUCCCCUGAUAGCUUAAAAUCCAGCACAUCCCUCACUUCAGAAGAGAAGCAAGAAAAGCUGGGAACCCUCUUCUUCUCCCUAGAGUACAACUUUGAGAAGAAGGCAUUCGUGGUGAACAUCAAGGAGGCCCGGGGCUUGCCAGCCAUGGAUGAGCAGUCUAUGACCUCUGACCCGUACAUCAAAAUGACCAUCCUCCCCGAGAAGAAGCAUAAAGUGAAAACCAGAGUGCUGAGGAAGACCUUGGAUCCAGCUUUUGAUGAGACCUUCACAUUCUAUGGCAUCCCCUACACCCAAAUCCAAGAGCUGGCCUUGCACUUCACAAUCUUGAGUUUUGACAGGUUUUCAAGAGAUGAUAUCAUUGGAGAAGUCCUUAUUCCUCUCUCAGGAAUUGAAUUAUCUGAUGGGAAAAUGUUAAUGAACAGAGAGAUCAUCAAAAGAAAUGUUAGGAAGUCUUCAGGACGGGGUGAGCUACUGAUCUCCCUCUGCUAUCAGUCUACUACAAAUACUCUCACUGUGGUUGUUUUAAAAGCUCGACACCUUCCUAAAUCUGACGUUUCUGGACUUUCAGAUCCCUAUGUCAAAGUGAACCUGUACCAUGCCAAAAAGAGAAUCUCCAAAAAGAAGACUCAUGUGAAGAAAUGCACCCCCAACGCAGUAUUCAAUGAACUGUUUGUCUUUGAUAUUCCUUGUGAGGGUCUUGAAGAAAUAAGUGUUGAAUUUCUGGUUUUGGAUUCUGAAAGGGGGUCCCGAAAUGAGGUGAUUGGGCGGUUGGUCCUAGGUGCAACGGCUGAAGGAACCGGUGGGGAGCACUGGAAGGAGAUCUGUGACUUCCCCAGGAGACAAAUUGCCAAGUGGCACAUGCUCUGUGAUGGUUAGCGUCCUAGCCAUGAGUUGGAACUUAAGGGUUUUUACUAGGCAAGGAGAAAUUUUUUUUUUCUUAUAUGUGAUUGUAAGUUUGUGACACAACAAGCCACCUUUUGUUGGUAAGAAAUGGAUUGAAUUAGUAGACCAGAAAGUAACUGUAAAUGUGCAUCAUGAUAAUUUCCCCCUUUAGUAGCAAAGUUGGAUAAAUUUUCAUAAGAUAUUUGAUUUCCCCUGCAGGUUGUCAGUGACAUAAAUAGGGAUGGUCAAUCCUGUUGUGAACACUGCACUAGAAUCC